UUCCCUAUUCCCUAUAUAGUGCACUAUAUAAUGUACACUAUAUAGGGAAUAGGGAACGAGUGUAUAGGGGACGAUUUCGAACACAGCUAUAUAUGAUAGACGGAGCAUCGAAUGCUACCGCCUACUGGCACUGACGAGACGCGGGGCUGCCAUCUUGGAGUGGUCAUCCGCUCCACUCUGUAAUCCAUUUGGCUGGAGCAAUGAACUGGAUAUUCAGAGCUGGAGAACUACGGCGCAGCUGUCGAGCAUGGAUGACUUGGAUGUCACAACACUGUCUGUGUUACAAGCUGCUGAUGUUGAUGAAGGGGUUUUAAAAACCCUCUCUCGGGAGGAUCUUUUGGAUCUUCUUCCUGGACCACAGAACUUUCUGCGAAGAAAGAAGUUGUGGGAUCACAUUCAUCCAAAGGAACAGAGUGAGAAUGCAGUGAGAGAAGCCAUUGAUCAGCCAUCCAUGUUGCCAAGCCAGCCAUCCACACAUGCCAUGUUACCAAGCCUGCCAAGCCAGUCAUCCACAAGUGCCAUGUGGCCAAGCCCGCCACGGACCUCCACCCCCAAAAGCCAUCACCAGAAAACCGUAAAAAUGCCGGACCCUCCUGAGUAUGUGGUAUACACCGAUUCAGAACUUGACUUGGUUCGGAGCCAGUAUUUUGAACUGCUACGCAGUGGGAAAGGGUCACAGUGCAAGAUGUCUAAAGACCUAUUUUGCAGACUGAUAAGGAACACUGUAACCAGCAUGGUGGCUAUCCUCCGUGCCAGUAGUUCGUGUCAUGAACAGAUGUACCCUUCAAAAAGGGAAAUUCAGGCAGUGGCUGAGAAGAUUGUUGAUUAUUACCCUAUGCUGCAAGACUCAUCAAACACGCCUUAUCUGACUGUGUACUCUAAAAUGUAUAAGCGUAUCCAAAACAUCAAGUCCCCAAGAAAAAGGCAAGGACGAAUGCCACAACGGGGGGUACCUAAGAAGAGGUCUCUCCUUGAGUCAAGUCUUGAAGAUGACAGUGAUGCUUCAACCAAUUUGUCGGUUGCUUCAACAGUAAUUCUGCCGGACAGCGAUGAUAACGAUGCUGAGCUAAGCCAAGACCAGGACAGCCGCAAAACACAAGCAAGGCACUAUCAGACAUUGCAGACCAUGUACAGCAAACCUAAGUCUAAGCCAAAUGGAAGUGAUGUUGCUCAGAUUUUGGACUUGGAGUUCGAGGCCAGACGGGCCUUUAUUGAUUCUGAUGCAACAAAGGAAGAAGACAAGGCAGCCAAGAUUAUGGAUGCAUAUCCAUGUUUUAGAGAUCCCCGACAUGCAGUUGACGAGCUUGGGCGUAUCCUUGGUGGCGCCAACAGUAAAUACAUUGACGAUACCAAGAAAAGAUGGCAGACCUUCUGUACCAAUGUCCAAUUCUAUGGUCUGUGGAAGAAGGUCCUAAAACCCCCCAUUCCUGUGGAUAUGGCUGGAGCGGAUUUCACCAUUGCCCUUCUGAAGGCAUUACCAUCCCUCUUCCCAUCACCAACACCACCACCAAAACGUCUCGGAGGAGCCAGUGAAGCAUUAAUUCAUGUCCUUGAGGAAAAUGAGGAUCCCAACAAGUACCUUGAGAAACGCCAACUGUCCUCCCCAGUCCUUCUAUACGACGGCAGUACCUGCAUUCUCGCAAUUGGCAACUCCCCUGUGAGUACCCUGGAAGAUGUCUUCAAUGGUAUGCUUUCAUUGAUGGCCUACUACUACACCCUUCACUUGACCUAUCCGAAGUUUGUUUCCACACUUAUGUGUCCUUACGGCCACACUGUGUGGAAAUGGGCAUCCCAGCCAACAUUAAAAUACGGAAUGCUGGUUGGAGAUUUCAUGUUGGCCACCAAUAUCCUCUUGUCAGGCAACAACUUCGCCAAAAUAUCUCUGCUUUUCAAGUUCAUGAGAAUGGGGAUGGUGGACACUUCAUCCUUCUUCAGGAUUCAGGACUCGUACUGUGUGGACACUGUGAAGGAGUUCUGGAGCGAUGGGCGCAUGGAUAGCCCAGGAUUCUGUGCACAGUAUUGCACGUAUUCUGUCAUGGAAAACGAAUCCAAACAGAUCAUCUGCAUGGUUAACAUUGACAAACGUGUGAUCAUGGAGAAGGAGGGCUUCAUGCAAGCGUUUGACACACUCCGCCAAGACCUCAGCAUAGCUGAAAUCUGCACAGAUGCUCACUCAAAUAUCCGCCCUCUUUAG
Gadus chalcogrammus (walleye pollock) is the source of this 2194-nucleotide messenger RNA. RefSeq lists its product as uncharacterized. Lineage: Eukaryota; Metazoa; Chordata; Actinopteri; Gadiformes; Gadidae. The coding region runs from base 248 to 2194 and encodes 648 amino acids. The record is from RefSeq and is a predicted model, not a curated record. The transcript is spliced from 11 exons.